AUGACCGUCAAAUACGCUCUCUUCGACUUGGACGGGACUUUGACAGCUCCCAGAGGUGCUGCUACUCCCGAAAUGUUAGAGCUUAUCCAAAAGCUAAGGACUGUGGCAAAAGUCGGCGUGGUAUCUGGCUCUGAUCUUCCUAAACUCAAUGAGCAGUUUACAGCUGACUGCAGGGACUGCGUAGACUACACUUUCCCUGAGAACGGUAUCAUAGCAUAUGAAGGAAAGGAAAUGAUCGGAUCGCAUAGUUUUGCCGAGUUCCUCGGGGAAGAGAAACUCCAGGAGAUGAUUAAUUUCGUUUUACGAUACUUUUCGGAGAUCACCCUUCCUGUCAAGCGGGGAACCUUCGUCGAGUACCGCAUGGGGAUGCUCAAUUUUUCACCUGUCGGACGACAGUGUUCUCAAGAAGAGCGAAUCCAAUUCAACGAAUACGAUAAACAACACGGAAUUCGUCAGAAGUUUGUCGAAGAGAUGGACAAACAGUUUAGCAAGUACGGUGUUCAGUUUGCUAUAGGCGGGCAGAUUUCUGUCGAUUGUUUCCCCAAGGGAUGGGAUAAGACCUUCGUUUUGCGGUACCUCCCUGAGGAUGCAGAAAUUCACUUUUUUGGAGACAAGACUACACUUGGAGGAAACGACUACGAGAUUUAUGAGCAUCCACGUACAAUAGGCCACUCUGUGAAGGACCCUAAGGAUGCCAUGCGGCAGAUUAAGGAGAUUUUCGGUAUAUAA
Molecule: messenger RNA, 729 nt
Organism: Perkinsus marinus ATCC 50983
Lineage: Eukaryota; Perkinsozoa; Perkinsida; Perkinsidae
Product: phosphomannomutase, putative
Exons: 8
Coding region: 1-729 (242 amino acids)
Biological process (GO): mannose metabolic process; GDP-mannose biosynthetic process; protein N-linked glycosylation
Cellular component (GO): cytosol
Molecular function (GO): phosphomannomutase activity
Source: RefSeq, a predicted model, not a curated record